GGCCUUUCAGUUAUCUCGACGACGUCCCAUUUAAGAUAGGAGACAAAUUUAAAACCUCUUCGAAGGUUGGAUUACCCAUUGGUUUCUGCCUGCCUGAUUCUUCUCAGCUUGUCAGAGAAGCCCAGGGCCUUUCAGUUAUCUCGACGACGUCCCAUUUAAGAUAGGAGACAAAUUUAAAACCUCUUCGAAGGUUGGAUUACCCAUUGGUUUCUGCCUGCCUGAUUCUUCUCAGCUUGUCAGAGAAGCCCAGGGCCUUUCAGUUAUCUCGACGACGUCCCAUUUAAGAUAGGAGACAAAUUUAAAACCUCUUCGAAGGUUGGAUUACCCAUUGGUUUCUGCCUGCCUGAUUCUUCUCAGCUUGUCAGAGAAGCCCAGGGCCUUUCAGUUAUCUCGACGACGUCCCAUUUAAGAUAGGAGACAAAUUUAAAACCUCUUCGAAGGUUGGAUUACCCAUUGGUUUCUGCCUGCCUGAUUCUUCUCAGCUUGUCAGAGAAGCCCAGGUACACCCAGACAACAAGGAAACAGAAAUGCCUAUGGUAAUGCACCAAAACUUCCCAGCGUCUCAAGUGCCUAAUAACACCAGCUGCGCAAAGCGGUCAGGUGGCCCUGCUCCUGACAUACAGCAGGCCCUCUCCGCUAGCGAGAGGCAGUGCAUAGAGACCAUCGUCAACAUGGGGUACUCGCCUGAGAACGUCCUGAAAGCCAUGAAGAAGGGACAGAACAUAGACCAGGUUUUGGAUUACCUGUUUGCACACGGACAGCUUUGUGAGAAGGGCUUUGAUCCACUUCUUGUUGAAGCAGCUUUGGAAAUGCAUCAGUGUUCAGAGGAGAAGAUCACAGAACUUCUCCAACUAAUGAGUCAAUUUAAAGAAAUGGGCUUUGAACUAAAAGACAUUAAGGAGGUCUUAUUAUUACAUAACAGUGACCAACACAAUGCUUUGGAAGAUCUAAUGGCCCGUGCAGGAGCCAGCUGAAAACACAUUCCUGGGAUCUCGCAUGCCAACUUCACAUCCAAUGUGACUUGGUCUCGGCAGGAAGGAGUCCAGCUUUUCACACACAUGGGAGCGUUACUGGGCAAGCCUACCUGCGUGCAUCACUCCAGCAUUUCUCUUUCCACUGGGAGACAACUUUCUUUCUUACUUUAAAUUUUUAAAGUGUCCUUUCCUAAGUUUCCUUUUUUUCCAGCUUGGCCAUGGAGAGUUUAAACUGCCCAGCCUCUACUGGAAUUGUACAUAGGCAGAGACUGGAGUGGUUCCUCCCACUGUUGCAGUGGAGUUGGACAGAAGAAUAUGAAGUUGGUUCUGAAACCUAGGAUGCUUUGGUUCUUUGAAGCUGCUUUCAUGGUGUCUGCUUGUACUGAAUUACUUGACUGUGUCACAGUCCAAAUUAACUGGUUAAAUUUGACCUUCAGUGCAAUGGAAUUUAAUUUUUUGGUUGAAAGUUAGCCUAUAACUUAGUAAAAACACUGGUUCAGAAACUGUCACUAUGCAUAAAGAGAAGCUGUUCCUCUUGUGAUUGUUUUUAACCCAUGCAUCCAACACUUCUGCCAGACAUGAGUGUCCAAUGCUGAGUGGUGUAUACGUUCACUUGGAACAGGUAAACCGUGAACUCGGCCUGGACCUGCAACUGCUGUUGGUUCUUGAACCCGAAGGCAGAGAGCUGGGGCUCAGUAUUCUUAAUCCCCCAGGCUUGUAGAAUAUUUAAGAAAAUGUUCUGCUAGGAAAUCAAUCAUCUUUUGUUUUAAAUAAUACUCAGUGUGAUGCAGGAGGUUUCUUUCAAGCACUUUCUUUAAAACAAAUAUACUCACUGCAUUAGUUCCAUUUUCCACAUUGCUGUAGAAUUACAUAAUAACAUCUAGUACUAGAAAUCAGGUUUUGAGUUGUUUUUAAUAGUACCGAGUAUUAUGUUAUACAUUGUUCAAGUUCUAAAUACAUAAAAUAUCAUCAGUCUUGAGGAAUCUUUAAAGUAAUUUGCUAAAUAUUUUGAUUCUGCAGAAGAACAACUAAUAAAACGCUCAAAUGUAGCUCCCAAUGGCAUGGUUCCCAUCUCUCAUGCUCUUUGGCUUCAGCAGAUGAAGAACUUGCUAGAUCCUGCAAGCCCAGGUGCUGCUAUCUCCUGGUUUCAGAAAAUAAAAAUGUGUAAGGUUCCUGCUAUCACCUUUCUACACAGGUUAGCUUUUUAAGGGUUAGGUAUAGAGACUGGUGAUCUGAUGUACAGUUUUACAAUGUACUGAGCUGUGUUCCAGACACUUCUUGUGUUGCAUUUAACAGUCAUGAAGAUAAAUAGUGAGCUGGGCACCUCAUUGAUCAGACAUAAUAGCCCAUUUUACAGAGAAACGAGAGGAAAGGGAUUAUUUCACAUCAGGUCAUAGGGCUUGUCCAACUUCUGCCUGGCUACAAGUCUGCCAGGUUGCACAUGAGCAACAGCAGCAGUGUGUAGCCCAGGCCAAGUGGAACCUCACCUUCCAUCACGAUGUGGGACGCUGUUGGAUAAAAUGUGACCUGAAACUCUGAUUAAAACUGAAAUGGAUGCAGUUAUUUUUAAGUAGAUCUUGUAUUAAUAAUUGUUCUCCAGCUGAGAGCAGAGCUUGCUGCAUUUAUUCCCAGGUCAGUAUCUAAGAAGUUGGGAAGUGUCGGUAUCCUUGGGGCUAGGGGCUACAACUACUACCACAGAAAAACGAAUCAUUCACAAGCUAAUUUGGCAGAACUCCAGCUAUCUUGUGCAUUGUAUCUUUGUCCUGCACAGACAUCAGCACUAAUGAAGAUUAGCUCAGCUGCCCUAGCUUAUGUUUCUUAAGCGCUUUAAACACUGUGUGGUUCAGUGUGUGGCUUGGCAGGAAUCUCUCCUGCAGCCACAGUUUCAUGUCUGGAGAAGUUGCAACCGUCUGAAAGUAGGAGAGAAACUGAUAUGGGAAGUCCAAGCUAAUUGCAUUGCUCUAAGCAAGGUCAUGCUGUGAAAUAUACUCCGUAGUGUUAAGUUAUUCACCCACUGCUGGGAGGCCUGCCAUGAUUGUCAGAAUUCUGCUAGCCAGAAAAUGAUUGCCUGCUACAAGGGGCAUAUAAUGGCAGGGCGUGACCAACAAUUAGCAAGAAAAAAUCUCAAAUGCAAUAAAAUGAUGAUGAUGAUGAUGAUGAUGAUGAUGAUGAUGAUGAUGAUGAUGAUGAUAAUAAUAAAGGUUGCUUUGUAUCAUUGCAUUCUCUGCCACAAAACUA
Messenger RNA from Anas platyrhynchos (mallard), 3212 nucleotides. NCBI's taxonomy places the organism in Eukaryota, Metazoa, Chordata, Aves, Anseriformes, Anatidae. The record is from RefSeq and is a predicted model, not a curated record.